CAAAGCUCUCAAAUCCGCCCCGGCUCCAACGUCUCCUCCACAUUUCGAAUCCCCUCCGCCUCCGCUUGAGCUGCGUUUUACACACACAGAGGCGUAGCGUCAUCAUCUCGAUUCCACCUCGCCCCGCCCACCCAACCAGCCCACACGCGCAGGCAUGGCGACGACGGCGGCGGCGGCGGAGGAAGUGGAGGCGGGGGCGGGGUCUCCGAUCGCGGCGUUCGCGGUGGCCAAGGGCGGCGUCGUGCUGAAGCACAUCUUCCUCAACGGGCCGCCGACGGAGGCUGCGCGGCGCGGCGCGGAUGCGGAUCGGGCGGAGGAUCCGCCGGUACUGUUUGGGCGGCAUCCCGACUGCCACGUCCUCAUCGACCACCCCAGCGUCAGCCGCCGCCACCUCGAGGUCCGCUGCAAGCGGCGCCAGCGCCGGAUCACCGUCACCGACCUCUCCUCCGUGCAUGGGACCUGGAUCUCGGGCCAAAGGAUCCCACCAAACACGCUGGUGGAGCUGGUGGCUGGUGAUACACUACAGCUCGGGGCCUCGAAGAGGGAGUACCGACUUCACUGGCUUUCCCUGCGCGAGGCAUUUGAGAUGGAUGAUCUGCUUCCACCACUUGUUGAGGAGGACAAGGAGGAGAUCCAUACUCAUCAGGAAGCACAGGAUCAGUUGGUGCCUGGGCAGAGGGAGCCAAUGGACACAAGAACUCAUCAGGAGACAAAACAUCAAGUGGUAUCAGAACAAACUGAAUGCUGGGCUAAAGUGAUCUCCUCGGCACCACCAUUGCCUGAGUCUUCACUCUCACAUUUUCAUGACAACAGAGCGGGAGCGAUAGGGGGGACGAUUGUUAGUGAGAAUUCAAUUACAGAAUCUGUUGGCUCUUCAAUAAUACAGGCAGCUGGAAAACCAGUCCAAUCAGACAAACAGAAAGCAUCAGACACCAUGUCCCGAAGGGCCAAGUUGAAGUCAGUGAAGUCUCUUCACAUUGACACAGGAAGGAGAAGCAGGACUUUGAGCUACAGCUAUAAGAACGAAGAAGCCCAAAAUGAGAAUCGUGUAUGUUCUCAAAAUUGCAAGGGAGAAUGUGCAGCCUGCAUGGUUUUGUUUGAUAAUUUUGAUGUCAAAGCUGGAGAGAAGGAAAGGAUGGUUGCACCAGAAAAGGUCCACAUGAACCCCCAUGUCAUGGACAGCAGUACCAUGGAGAGGAAUCAAGAAGUGCCAAACCCUUUGAAUUUGGAGCGUUCGGAUGAAGAGAAGUCCAUACUGAAUUUUGCUAAGGAGACAGAGCAGCAUGACAUUAUCUCUGAAAAUUCUAUCCCACAAGAUUCAUUUGAUGCAAAACCACAGAUGGGACCAGAGUCGCCAUGUGCUGUUUCCCCUUCGGUUUCCAAAUACGGAACCUUUGCAAAUCAAAUCUCACAGCUGGAUUCUACUAUACAUAUGGAAUCCUAUGAGGCCAUGCCAGAAAAUCAUUUCACGCAUGACAUGAUUGAUGGAAAUACGAAUAGCCACCAAGAGAUGAAGCAUGAUGGUUUGUCCCAUCAUAAAUUGGAUGGAGUUCUGUCAAACAAGGAGAAAAUGGCCCAAAAUAAGAUUGUUGUGGAGGACUGUCAGCUUGAAGGCAUAAUUUUUGGGAGUAUAUUUGACAACUUGGAUAUAGAAGCAACUGAAGAAAAAGAAGAGAUCAGUCUACUGGACAAGGAGAAUACCACCCCUUAUGCCUCGAGCAACAUAACAUUUGAGAGGAGUCAGAUAAUGUUGAAGCCUACCAGUUCCCAAGAGUUGAUGGAUUCCAUUUCCCCUCUGAAUUUGGAACACUUUUCAGAGGGUGAAAACUCCGUGUUGAACAUUGUAAAGAAGAUGAAGUCAAAUGAACUUACAUCUGAAAAUCUUAUUCCGUUAAUGUCAGUUAAAAGAGAAUUUAUGCUCAUGCCGGAUGAAGAUUUCAAAAAUGACAUCAUUCCAGACAAGGAAAACUCAGUACCGCCUGGAAAGUACAAUGCUGCUAUCUCCCCUGCGGAACAAGGAAACCUUUUUCUUGAUGAGAAUGUGGCACCUGCCUCCAUGGAUCUCAAGCCCAUUGCUGGGAAGGUUCUUGGCUCAAGGAUGGACAGUUCGGUGUCAGCAGAGUUCACUUCAAACAGGAGCAUCCAUCAAAGGGAAUGCAGUGAACUUUCAUCAGAAUAUGAUGCUACCUCCCCUGUGAGGCAACAAAACAUCUUUCCAGACAAGGAAAAUGUGACACCUCCCUCCAGAGUUCUCAAGUCCAUUGGUAGGAAGGUUCUUGGCUCAAGGAUGGAUAAUUCAGUGUCGGCCGGAUACACGCCAAACAGGAGCAUCAGUAAACGGGAAUGCAAUGAUCUAUCAUCAAAGUCCAAACGUUUCCACACAGUAGAUGCUGAAGCUUUCUAUUCAGAUAAGGAGAAUCUGACACCUAUAUCUACAGGAGGUAUGAAAGCGAGAAGUUGUCUUCCAAAGAACCUGUUCCCAGUGGAUGCAGACCAAGAUCAGGAGGCAUUCUGCUCCGACAAGGAGAACUCUACGCCUAUAUCUACAGGAGGUAUGAAAGCGAGAAGUUGUCUUCCGAAGAACCUGUUCCCAGUGGAUGCAGACCAAGAUCAGGAGGCAUUCUGCUCCGACAAGGAGAACUCUACACCAGUAUCUUGUGUAGCUCUGAAAACAAGGGAUGUGUCUGAAAACCGUGCACGAAUUGAAAGUGCAAUCACAAAGAAAAGGGUGGUGGUAGAUAGGCUCCCUUUCCAGACUCUUCUGUCAAAUUCUCCCUUGAGACCAACUAGCUCAUUUGAUUGUACCCAGGCUGAUGCUAGUGAAGCUAAUCUCUCAAUCAGGUUGGAAGAUGAACUGAACAGCCUUCCACACAAAAACCACGAAUCGAAUAGGGUUGGAGAAGGGAUGAAAGUCUGGACCAUGUUGGCUGAUACCGAUUGUCUUCUUGAUGACGAAUCAAGGAAGUCUAUAAUGCUACUAAAAGGCAUAAAAGGAACUCAUCUGAUCAUACCAAGGAUUGUGAUGAGGGAGCUGGAAUGCAUGAAACAGCGGGAGGGCAUGUUCAAGAGGUCAUCAAAGGCUACCUCCAUAAUGCAAUGGAUCGAGGAUUCCGUGGAGAACGAGAGCUGGUGGAUCCACGUGCAGAGUUCAUCCGAGAUGUUGCCAGUAGCUCCAACCCCACCUGCAACUCCCACAGAAACGCAACGCAACAGUGAAGAAAGUGAAGCCACCGCUGCCGGCGCCUUCAACUCAAUGCUGGCGCUCUUCUCACCAAGGAGCUUCACUGGCAUCUUCUCCCCAAGAAGCCUCACCGACAUCGAUUCCCCGAAGACCGAAGACCGCGUCCUCGACUGCGCCCUCCUCUUCAACAAGCUAAGAGGCAGCGGCCAGAACAUGGUCAUCCUGUCCAACAGCGUCAACCUCAAGAUCAAAGCCAUGUCAGAGGGCCUGCUGUGCGAGGGGGCCAAGGAGUUCCGGGAGACGCUGAUGAACCCUUGCUCUGACAGGUUCAUGUGGGCGGCCAGCGUGCCGAGGGGGGCGGCGUGGUCACGCCUGGACGAGGCCGCGCUGGCGGAGAACUACUACAACAGCCACCGUGAAUCCAGGAGGAAUGUCCCGAGGCCCGUUGAGGCCGCCAGGGGCCUCAAGCUGAUCCUGCUGCACAACAGCUCCUCCCUCUGCGCGCGUUCCGGCGACCAACUCCGUCGCUGAGAAGACGCCACCGCGUUGCCCUCCUGCUCCUGUUGACACAGUCCUGAGCAGUUGGCACGGUUCUUUCAAGUAGCAUGUGAACGAAAAUGCCUGGUAAAGUGGUAAAUGGGUUCUUUGAUCCUUGCAGUGAAACACUCUUUCUGCUAUGCCUUGUGACUGAUGAGAAAUGUGAACUGUGAUGGCUGAUGGGAGUUGGAAGACGAGAAUGUGAACAUGACAAGCCUACUUUUCUUGCUUGGUUUGGCACAA
This is a messenger RNA of Triticum aestivum (bread wheat), 3961 nucleotides long. Its product is annotated as FHA domain-containing protein PS1. Lineage: Eukaryota; Viridiplantae; Streptophyta; Magnoliopsida; Poales; Poaceae. Gene Ontology annotation, molecular function: protein binding. The transcript has 7 exons. Gene Ontology annotation, cellular component: nuclear membrane. The record is from RefSeq and is a predicted model, not a curated record. The coding region runs from base 155 to 3712 and encodes 1185 amino acids.